CGCGUCAAGGCUCGACUCGCGAUCGGUUGAUCCACCGAGCGGACCAAGAUGCGGAUGAGCUGCAACGGCUGCCGCGUCCUGCGCAAGGGCUGCAGCGACACCUGCACCUGCACCAUCCGCCCCUGCCUGCAGUGGAUCAAGACCCCCGAGGCGCAGGCCAACGCCACCGUCUUCCUCGCCAAGUUCUACGGCCGGGCUGGGCUACUCAACCUGCUCGCCGCCGCGCCCGCCGACCACCUCCGCCCGGUGGUCUUCCGCUCCCUGCUCUACGAGGCGUGCGGCCGCAUCGUCAACCCAGUCUACGGCUCCGUCAGCCUGCUCUGAGU
Molecule: messenger RNA, 326 nt
Organism: Setaria italica (foxtail millet)
Lineage: Eukaryota; Viridiplantae; Streptophyta; Magnoliopsida; Poales; Poaceae
Product: LOB domain-containing protein 40
Exons: 1
Coding region: 49-324 (91 amino acids)
Biological process (GO): regulation of gene expression
Source: RefSeq, a predicted model, not a curated record